This is a messenger RNA of Trifolium pratense (red clover), 1726 nucleotides long. RefSeq names its product probable protein phosphatase 2C 27. Gene Ontology annotation, molecular function: protein serine/threonine phosphatase activity; cation binding. The record is from RefSeq and is a predicted model, not a curated record. The transcript has 4 exons. Gene Ontology annotation, biological process: protein dephosphorylation. Bases 313 to 1461 code for a protein of 382 amino acids. Lineage: Eukaryota; Viridiplantae; Streptophyta; Magnoliopsida; Fabales; Fabaceae.
UUAUUUGAUGUGGAACUCGUAACAAAAACUUCGACUAAAACAGAUGUGAGCGGAAAAUCUAACCAUUUGUGUCCACAACAAUAUUAUUACUAUAAACAAAUAGAGAAAAACUACUACAACAUUUUCUCAACAUAUUCUAAGAAUCUUCUCUUUAUCUCUUUUGUUAUAAGCUACAAAAUUCUAUAUUAUUAUUGUUGUCUCACUUUAUAUAAUUACUUUCUGAUUUACAUGCCUACAGCAACUGCAACUGCAAGUUCCUGAGCUGAAAAAGUACCACUUGUCAACAACAACUACUUUCUUACUGUUGUCAACAUGUGUGUGCAAGAGGGUGAACAAGUUGAUCAAGAUAACAAUAUGGAAGAACUUGAUAAUAGAAGAAUUUCAUGGCCUUUGCAUUGUGAUCUCUUACAUACCCAGAUGGAUAAUUCAGAAAAAGACUCUUCUUUUAGAAUUUCUAGUGACCAUAUUAGUGCUGUUAAUUCAUUUCCUCUGGAAAGCAUUUGUGAGGAUUCAGAGAUUGCAGACAAAAAACAGAACCUGAUAAAUUUCGUCCCUAUGCUUCGGUCGGGGGAGUGGUCUGAUAUUGGAGGUCGACCUUAUAUGGAGGAUACUCACAUAUGCAUUGGAGACUUGGCAAAGAAAUUUGGUUAUAAUGUAAUCAGCGACGAAGCUAUUUCCUUUUAUGGUGUAUUUGAUGGACAUGGUGGGAAGAGUGCUGCACAAUUUGUUCGCGAUCAUCUGCCGAGGGUGAUUGUUGAGGAUGCUGACUUCCCUCUUGAACUUGAGAAGGUGGUAACAAGGUCAUUUUUGGAGACUGAUUCAGAGUUUGCAAAAACAUGCUCUAUUGACUCUUCUCUAUCUUCUGGUACAACUGCAUUGACUGCAAUUAUAUUUGGAAGGUCUUUACUUGUGGCCAAUGCCGGGGACUGCCGCGCUGUUUUGUCCCGAGGCGGAUCAGCUAUAGAAAUGUCCAAAGAUCACAGGCCAUUAUGCAUGAAAGAAAGAAUGAGGAUUGAGUCGCUUGGUGGAUUUGUUGACGAUGGUUACUUGAAUGGACAGUUAGGUGUCACGCGUGCUCUAGGCAACUGGCAUCUCGAAGGAAUGAAGGAAAUGAGUGGAAGAGGUGGACCUUUGAGUGCUGAACCAGAACUUAAAUUGACGACAUUGACAAAAGGUGACGAGUUUUUGAUAAUUGGUAGUGAUGGAAUAUGGGAUGUUUUUCGUAGCCAAAAUGCCGUAGAUUUUGCUAGGAGGAAGCUUCAACAGCAUAACGAUGUGAAACAAUGUUGCAAGGAAAUAAUAGGAGAAGCAAUAAAGAGAGGCGCGACAGAUAAUUUAACUGUUGUAAUGGUUUGUUUUCAAUCAAAUCCACCACCACCUUUGGUUGUUGAAAGGCCUAGAGUCAGAAGAAGCAUAUCUGCUGAGGGACUUCAGAAUCUUAAAUGCCUUUUAGAAGGAUAGAUUAUUCUUCUCUGCAAUACCUUAUUUUUUGGUGAGCUGUGAUUAUGUACAUACAUUUAUCUAUGGUUUUAACUUGUGCUGGUCAGUGAUCACUGGUGGGGUAGAGAAAAUAAUGCACUGAGGUGCUAAAUUCAAAUAAAAUUUAUACUAUUGUAUGAUUGUUUAUCCCAUUGUUAAUGGGAAAGAAAGACAUUAACUAGGUAUAUCAUGGACAAUGUGAUUGAAGCACGUAAUAUUAUUAAUUGUAAUUUAUAUUUAUGGUUUA